UCCCAAACUCCCACACCAUUCCUAUAAAUAAUACACACAUUUGACCGUCAGAACUCAGUCACUCACUCAGAACUCCACUUUCAAUUAUUUCUUCUCCUACUACUACCAACAUUGUCGUUUGAAUGGAUGAGAGACCAGAAACGGAGCUGAUAUCCAUACCGACAACACCACGGUUGUCGACGCCGGAGAUACAAACGCCGUCAGGGCAGAUGUCGAAGGAAGGUGGGAAGUCGUCGACGGCGUGGACACCGACGUCGUUUAUUUCACCGAGGUUUUUGAGUCCGAUAGGUACGCCGAUGAAGAGGGUGUUGGUUAACAUGAAAGGGUAUUUGGAGGAAGUGGGGCACCUGACGAAGUUAAACCCGCAAGAUGCAUGGCUUCCGAUCACCGAGUCCCGGAACGGCAAUGCACAUUAUGCGGCGUUUCAUAAUCUCAACGCCGGUGUCGGCUUUCAGGCUCUUGUGUUGCCCGUUGCUUUCUCUUUUCUCGGCUGGAGUUGGGGCAUAGUGUCAUUAACCAUAGCAUACUUUUGGCAAUUAUACACAUUGUGGAUCCUGGUACAACUUCAUGAAGCAGUUCCGGGGAAGAGGUACAACCGAUAUGUGGAACUUGCUCAAGCCGCUUUUGGUGAACGGGCCGGGUUAUGGUUAGCUCUAUUCCCUACGGUUUACUUGUCAGCAGGAACCGCAACAGCAUUGAUUCUUAUCGGAGGCGAGACAAUGAAACUCUUCUUCGAGAUCGUUUGUGGGCCGCUUUGUACCUCAAACCCGUUAACCACUGUCGAGUGGUAUCUGGUUUUCACUACGUUAUGCAUCGUGUUGUCUCAGCUCCCGAACCUGAACUCCAUUGCCGGGCUUUCACUCAUAGGGGCAAUCACUGCCAUCUUUUACUCGACCAUGGUCUGGGUUCUCUCGGUUAGCCAACAACGCCCACCCAACAUCUCAUACGAACCCGUCCCAUUGCCUUCAUUUUCAGCCUCAAUUUUUUCGUUUCUUAAUGCACUUGGUAUCAUUGCAUUUGCAUUUAGAGGCCACAACCUUGUCCUUGAGAUUCAGUCUACAAUGCCAUCAACAUUCAAGCAUCCUGCUCAUGUGCCAAUGUGGAAAGGAGCCAAGGUUGCGUAUUUCUUCAUUGCAAUGUGUCUAUUCCCAGUGGCAAUUGGAGGUUUUUGGGCUUACGGAAACCUUAUGCCAUCAGGAGGGAUUCUGAACGCGUUAUUUGCAUUCCACAGUCAUGAUAUUUCAAGAGGGCUACUUGCAAUGACAUUCCUGCUAGUUGUGUUCAGCUGCCUGAGUAGUUUUCAAAUAUACUCCAUGCCAGUUUUCGACAGUUUUGAAGCUAGCUACACAAGCCGCACGAACCGACCAUGCUCAGUGUGGGUUAGAUCAGGUUUCCGAGUGGUCUAUGGGUUUAUCAAUUUUUUUAUCGGUGUAGCACUCCCUUUCCUCUCCAGCCUUGCUGGUUUGUUAGGAGGGUUGACCCUUCCAGUCACAUUCGCAUACCCAUGUUUCAUGUGGGUUCUUAUCAAGAGACCUGCCAAAUAUAGCUUCAACUGGUACUUUAAUUGGACACUCGGGUGGCUCGGGAUUGCCUUCAGUUUAGCAUUUUCACUGGGUGGGAUUUGGAGCAUGGUUAAUAGUGGACUUAAACUGAAGUUCUUCAAACCAAUCUAACGGUUGAUGAUCAUGGUUGAUUGCAGUUGUUUAGAGAACUGUAUGUUUGUGACUGUAAGUUGUUUGAAAUUUUAUCAAGUAUAAUUUAGUA
Molecule: messenger RNA, 1764 nt
Organism: Helianthus annuus (common sunflower)
Lineage: Eukaryota; Viridiplantae; Streptophyta; Magnoliopsida; Asterales; Asteraceae
Product: lysine histidine transporter-like 8
Exons: 5
Coding region: 123-1673 (516 amino acids)
Cellular component (GO): plasma membrane
Source: RefSeq, a predicted model, not a curated record